AAGAGCUAAUGACAAUGAUGAUGAAAGAGUUCUUCCACCGAAAGGAGGAGGAUCGGAAGUGGGAAAAGAAAGAGAAACCAGAGUCAGCCUGACUAGCAGCCGGAAGAGAAGGCAGCGACCAGCUGACCCAACCAGCCACAGAGAACAGCACUCCUUCACCUCACUCUCAGAGAACCGUAACCUCCAUAACUUCAGACGGACAAGAAAUCCUACCUGAACAACCCGCAAAACAGUCAGAAACUGACCCAACACCUGAUGCGUUAGAUCACAGCAGCGUCCAACAAACACCUGCUGACGAAACCACUCAAGUUCCUGAAAGUGCUGUCAUGGUCAUCUGCCACUCCUCCGACGAACACCAGAUCAGUCCUGACAUCCUACCUGUCUCAUCCCAAACUCCAGUCCCUCAACUACUGGGCGACCUCAUUGAGAAAGGUAUUGCAAGAAAGUUUUACCUCUCCAUCAUCAUCCAACGCCACAUCAAAUUCGAAGCCCUCCUGGACACCGGAGCCGACAUCACUCUAAUGUCAACUGAACUCCUUGAAGAAGUCCAAGAAAGAACAAAGAGGUCUAAUAGCACCCUCAAACUUCAAAGGUGCGAGCUGAACCUUCAAGCAUAUUCCCACACAGGCCUACAGCUAAAACAUAUGGCCCCAAUUCACCUAACUGUGGGACCAAUGGACCUCGUUCACCCAGUAUACAUCUCACCACUCAACACGUAUCCACUCCUCAUUGGAAAAGACCUCCUUAAUCGCUUUGAACCCUUAAUUGACUUCAAGCAACUAAAGAUAUGGACGCAAGUCCAUGAGCCUCUACCCUGCCAGUCAGUAGACUCCAACGAGUCGCAGUGUCAAACCACAGACGCCGCCGCCAGUUCACUGACUGAUGAUACAAUGUCAAAGCCAGGGCCAGGGCCAAGCUCAACUCCAAGCAGCAAGAACCUGGACCCUUUCCUCUGCUCAUUGCAG
Sinocyclocheilus anshuiensis is the source of this 965-nucleotide messenger RNA. RefSeq lists its product as uncharacterized. The transcript is spliced from 2 exons. Lineage: Eukaryota; Metazoa; Chordata; Actinopteri; Cypriniformes; Cyprinidae. The record is from RefSeq and is a predicted model, not a curated record. Gene Ontology annotation, molecular function: aspartic-type endopeptidase activity. Gene Ontology annotation, biological process: proteolysis. The annotation marks the transcript as partial.